Plasmodium relictum is the source of this 1293-nucleotide messenger RNA. Its product is annotated as ADP-ribosylation factor GTPase-activating protein, putative. Gene Ontology annotation, molecular function: GTPase activator activity. The record is from RefSeq and is a predicted model, not a curated record. The coding region runs from base 1 to 1293 and encodes 430 amino acids. The transcript is spliced from 6 exons. NCBI's taxonomy places the organism in Eukaryota, Apicomplexa, Aconoidasida, Haemosporida, Plasmodiidae.
AUGCGUACAGCUAACAAGAGUAAUCAUUCUUAUCAAAAUGAAAUUGAAAGCAUAACAAAAAUAAGAGGAAAUAAUAAAUGUGCAGAUUGCGGAGCAAAAUGUCCUAGAUGGGCGAGUAUUAAUUUAGGUAUAAUAAUAUGUAUAGAAUGUUCAGGCAUACAUAGAAAUCUAGGCGUUCAUAUUUCCAAAGUGAAAUCUUUAACUUUAGAUAAAAUUACUCCACAAUGGAUUCAUUGUAUAAAAAAUAUUGGUAAUGAUUUGUCUAACUCUUAUUACUUAUAUAACUUACCAAAAGAUACGUAUAGACCGAAGCAAGGAGAUUCUUCAAUUAUAAUGCAAAAUUGGAUAAAGAACAAAUAUGAGAGGAAGUUAUACGUCCCUGUUAAUAAGAAAGAACCAUAUCAAUAUUAUAUAGAAGGAGUCGAUCCCAAGAAUUGUCUUCCAGAUGAUGUAUCAGCAAAUUUAACAAUAAAUAAUGAUAAUACAUUUUCCAAAGAUAAGAUAAUUGACAUGAACUUCAAAAAUGAAAAUAAAAUUGAAAUAAAAGCAAAAAAUUUGGGAAAUAUAGAUAUUUUUGAUUCAUUAAGAAUUUUAGAUAAUAACAAAAUGGAUGAAUUAAUAAGCAAUAAUAAUGAUAAUAAAGAAAAGGGAGGUUUUUUAGAUAAUAAAGGAAAUGUUUCCAAUAAUAAAAUAUAUAUGAAUGAUGAUUUUUAUUCAUUUGAUAAUAUGAAUUGUAAUGAUAACAAAAAUAUUGAUAAAGACUCCUAUUUUUUUAAUGAUACUAAGAAUACAAAUAAUCCAAAUAACUUGAAAGAAUUCUGUUUUAAUAAUAAUAAUUCUCAUAUUUUUAGUGAAUUUGAUGAUAUCAAGAGUUUUAAUAGAUUUAACAAUAAAUCAAAUUUUAAUAAAUUUAAUGAGAAAAAAAAUUUUAAUAAUUUUAAUGAUCUAUCUGAAAAAGAAUUAAGAGAUGCAAAGGUUCAAGCAGCAAAAAAAUGUAUUGCACAACUUUUUGCAAAUUCAAAAAAUAUUUCGUUUUCUGAAAAAAAUAUAGCAAAUAUAAAUGAAAAUAAUCAAGAUAAUCAAAAUAGCAAUUUAAAAAACCAUUUAAAUAAAGCGGAAUCUAAUUUCAUAAAGGAAACUAAACAAAAUAUAUAUGAUAAAUACCAUGUUAAUAAUUUAAGUAGUUGUAAUCAUGAAGAAGGAAGCUUUAGCAAUAAUUUAAUUAAUGAAGAAAAAGUAAAUAGUUUUAAGGGAGAAAAUAAUGUAUUACAAAAUCUUGAUUUUUUUUUAUAA